AUGCGGCGGUGCGGCCCGAGCCAUGUGGUACAUCAUGCAGAGCAUCCAGAGCAAGUAUUCGCUGUCCGAGCGCCUCAUCCGCACCAUCGCCGCGAUUCGCUCCUUCCCUCGGGACAACGUGGAGGAUCUCAUCGGCCGGGUGAGGGCGAAUUCCUGACGCGGCGGGGGGGUUCCUGUGCUCCCCAGGGCGCCGAUGUGAACUGCCUACACGGCACCCUGAAGCCCCUGCACUGUGCCUGCAUGGUGGCUGAUGCUGACUGUGUGGAACUGCUGCUGCAGAAAGGAGCCGAGGUGAAUGCCUUGGACGGCUACAACCGCACAGCCCUCCAUUAUGCUGCAGAGAAGGACGAAACCUGCGUGGAAAUUCUGUUGGAAUACGGCGCCAACCCCAAUGCCCUGGAUGGCAACAAGGACACGCCRCUGCACUGGGCGGCCUUCAAGAACAACGCUGAGUGUGCCCGGGCCCUGCUGGCCAAYGGUGCCCUGGUCGAUGCCCGAGAUUACAACAACGACACCCCCCUGAGCUGGGCGGCCAUGAAGGGAAACCUGGAGAGCGUCAGCGUCCUGCUGGACUUUGGCGCCGAGGUGCGCGUUGUCAACCUCAAGGGCCAAAGCCCCGUCUCGCGCCUGGUGGCGCUGCUGGUGCGGGGCCUGGGCACGGAGCGYGAGGAUUCCUGCCUGGAGCUGCUGCACAAGGCCACGGGACACUUUGAGCUAAGGAAGAAUGGCAGCAUGCCCUGGGAGGURGCCCGGGACCCGCAGCUGUGCGAGAAGCUGACGCUGCUGUGCUCGGCRCCGGGGACGCUACAGGCGCUGUCGCGCUGUGCCGUACGCCGCUCGCUCGGUCCGCGCUUCCUGCCCCAGGCCGUGCAGCAGCUGCCGCUGCCUGCCUGCCUCAAGGAGUACCUGCUGCUGCUCACCUGAGGGAGGCAUAAUUCCCUGAAUUUCCUUGCUGUUUCUUCCUGGGAGAGGUUCCUCUCCUCAGUUUUUCUCCCACUCUGCCUAGCUGGGACCCUGCUGGCUCCUCAUGCCCCCUUCAUUUUCUUCCCCAUCCCCCCACCUCCAUUUCUUCCUUUCUAGUCCCUCUUUCUGUCCCCUCCAUUUCCUCCCCCUGUGCCCUCCCUUUCCUCCUGCAAUGAACUGUCUCCCUCUGAUGACAAAUUAUAUCCUGGCUAUUGGAUUAACCUGGGUUUUCUCACUUUUUUGGGKUUUUUUUCCUUGGSAAAGGAAGGAUUUCAAGGAAAAAUCUCGUUUUACAAAGGGCCUGAGGCAGGAAAUGGAAGGGUUUGGAUGCAGAGAAAUCCUGUGGCAAGUGUUGACUUGGAAAGCCAAGUUGCAUCCAGGGGUUUCUCCAGCGUGGAAAAGUGCAGUUUUUCCUGGAUGUCCAUAAUUUUUAUGCUGUACUGAAGGUGAAACCACCUUAAACACCAAAAGCUAGCGGGGCUGAAGUUCUUGUGGGCCAAGGAAAUGUUCCUCUCCUUCUCCAGAGAGCUCCACGUGGAGCUGAGGGGUUUGCCACCAGGAAUUCACCCUUUGGUGUUGAUUUUGGGGAUCCUAUUCCAGGAUCCACCAGAAGAGCAGCUCUCCCAAGAUGAAACCAAGCAGUUACAAACAGUCAUUAUUAUUUUCUGGGACGAGUUUGAGGAAGAAAACUCAAAUUCCAUCUCUUUUCUCCCUCCUUGUUGUGCUGGGCAGCUAAAUCCUGAGGGCUAGGGGGGUUUGGGGUCAGUGGGGUCCAGUUUGRUUUUCCCAUGCAUUCAUAGAGGCCUGCAGCAUUUGGAUGGGCAAUGAAUUUAUUGAAACAUC
This is a messenger RNA of Malurus melanocephalus (red-backed fairy wren), 1806 nucleotides long. It is a transcript of the gene ASB8, whose product is annotated as ankyrin repeat and SOCS box containing 8. The record is from RefSeq and is a predicted model, not a curated record. Gene Ontology annotation, molecular function: protein binding. Lineage: Eukaryota; Metazoa; Chordata; Aves; Passeriformes; Maluridae. Gene Ontology annotation, biological process: intracellular signal transduction. The transcript is spliced from 3 exons. The coding region runs from base 1 to 924 and encodes 307 amino acids.